This is a messenger RNA of Cherax quadricarinatus, 16419 nucleotides long. NCBI's taxonomy places the organism in Eukaryota, Metazoa, Arthropoda, Malacostraca, Decapoda, Parastacidae. The record is from RefSeq and is a predicted model, not a curated record.
UCAGGGCAAUAUAGAGUUUUAUGGCAGUGUAGGCGCCAUGUUAGAGCUUCAGCGGGUGGCAGAGACUGACAGAGUCAUUAUAGAGUCACAAGUGAGAGGAAAUAGAGCGAGAGUGGCAGAGUUUAUAAGUUUUGUGGAGAGUUUGUUGGUGUGGUGAGCGCGAGGCCACCAUCACAGUGAAGCUCUGCUAUACACCGGGAGUUUUUCUCUUAUUUUGCGCCUCUGGCUGCAGAAAUGGACACAUUGGGGUGACGGGUGCCGCCGCCGCCGCUGCCGCUGCCGUGCGUAGCGCACCAUGAACCACACGAUGCAUCUUUGAUAAUAUUUAUUGAUUACUUUUAAUAAUUAUGGAUAACCUGUCUGGUCUGUUUGUUGAUGGAGAUCUGAGUGACCUAGACCUCAGCGGAGAACCCUUUGGCGGCCCCUCAGGCCCCGCACCAGUCUCCGUCUCGGAGAUUGACCUCAACACCUUCUCUCAACCGUCGUAUACAAGCAUCGGCGGCGGGGCUGGGGGGCCGCCAACACAGGGGUCCACACCAAAGAUAAGCAUGGGUGGAGCACCGUCGCCCUCCACGCAGACCAUGUACCCGGGCCCCGGGCCCACUGCAGGGUACCAGUACUCGGGAGGUACGAGCCAGCAGGCCCCAAUGGGCCCCUACCAGGGCAACCAAUACUCCUCGGCAUACCCUUCCCCUGGCCAGGACAUGUUUGCUACCCAGAGGACCGUACAACCCAACCAGGGCGUGCCCAGCUGGAACAAUCAACCUGACCCUUACAACCAGCACUAUCAGCAACACACUAACUACUCACAAGCAGGCAUGCCUGGGUACCAGACUCAGGGUAUGAACAACAACAGUAUUGGUGGGUCUAUGCAACAAAACAUUCCACAGAAUUACCAAGGCAUGGCACCCCAGAGUAUGGGGCAGGGGUAUCCUGCCGUUUCUCAGGGCAUAGCUUUCCCCAACGCGCCACGACCCUCGUACCCUGGGUAUGAUGCCCAGAGACCCAUGGCUUCCAACUCUCCCAACAUGAACCCCUAUCCUGCUGCCCCAGCCUCUGGCCAGUCUCAGCAGUAUGCCAUGAGACAGUCUUAUCAGACUGGGCCGUACACUCAGGGUCAAGUUCCUAUUGCGGGGCAGCAGCCACCGCCGCCGCACCCUGGCCAGCCCAUGGUGUCUACUCCGCGACCUCAGACUGACAUGAACCAAUACCCUGGCUCUCAGGUACCCAAUGGCACACCGGCUUACAGAACGCCGUUUUCUCAGGCUUCUCCACAAAUGUCUCCGCAUCCACAACAGUCUCCACGGCCUCAGAUGUCUCCCAUGCCCCGUAGCAUGUCUCCGCAUCCUCGUCCAAACUCCAACUUGGGCAUGACUACUCCCGUGUCGUCGCCCGCCUCGAUGCCCCCGACCUCGAGUGUAUCACCAGUCCCUACCCUAGGCAGCGGUGGGCCGGGGUCAAGCUUGCAGCAGUUGGAGAACAUGGUAAAGCCUUCGGUGGUUGCCGGUCGAAACACACCCACCAACCAGCGGUGUACCACACCUACCCAGCCCAUGCACUCACCAGGGCACUACGCCAGCUCCACCGGUGUGCCCAGUCCAAUGGCAAGCAGAGCUCCCAUGUCUCCGGGCAUGGGAAGCAGACCGUCAAUGGGCACUCCAAUGAGUCCAGGUCUAGGACCAGGGUCUACCAGACCCCCCAUGUCUCCAGGACUUGGUCCUGGCACUAUCAGACCUCCCAUGUCUCCUGGCCUGGGUGCCUGCUCUGUACGGCCUCCCAUGUCUCCUGGCCUGGGUGUUGCCCGCCCUCCAAUAUCUCCACAGCAGUGGUCGCAGGCGCGACCCAUCACUCAACAAAGCUACGGGCAACCAGGCAGCUAUAUGCAAGGCAAUUUGACAGGACAAAGACCAUCUCAUGGCAUAAAUCAACAAGUGUCACCAGUGUCGUCGCAUGGACAAGAGUGUGUGUUGCCCGACAGUAUUUGUAAUGUUAGUGAAGGUAGUGUAAUGCCUAGUACAAGUGUGUGUGUGUCCCAAAGUAACGGAGGACUGACGGCGACUCAAGGUGAUGUAGUGAAUAGUGUGGCGUCAAUGAGUGGCGGCAGUGAGUCAGUGAGUGAGUGUGUUCAGGUGCAGGCAUCCUCUGCCUCUUCCACCACAGUGACCACCUCCACGGCAAAUGGGCCCAUGCAGACAAUUUUGGUAGCACAUAAACAGCCGUCGGCGCCCACCAAUGUGCCUACAACUUCCAGUGCCCCGGGAAGUGUGCCAACAAGUGCCGUGUCUCAGAAUACCAUGAUGCCAAACACAGUGACGAGCAAUGGCAUCUCCACGAGGACGCCAAACAGUGUAUCUAGUGUAAAUGGGCCGGUGGGGGGGAUGACGCCUCGUGGCACCCAGGUGUUGAUGAGGUACUCUGGUCCACAUGGACCUCGUGGUCCAUACCUCCAGCAGGGCAUGGGGCAGCCAGGGUAUAGGAUGGUAGGAUCAGGCACCUACACCCCUCAGGGACAGGUGGCACAGGGACAGAUGGUACAUGGAUCUGGCCAGCUGACUCAGAGUGUGUCGGUCCAAGUGUCGUCCGGUCCAGGAGCAUUGGGUCCUGGGCAAGUUGUGUCCGGUAGUCCUACCCAGAUGCAUACGGCCAGUCCUACCCACUUGCAGCAGGGCACCGUGCCCACGCCCAUGCAUACGGCAAGUCCCACUCAACUGCAGCUGGGCGGGCCCACUCAGAUACAGAUGGGGGGCCCCCCUCAGAUGCAGUCGAGUGGGGCCAGUCGCAUGCAAAUGGGUGCCCCCACUCAGAUUCAGUCUGGCGUUACUGUUCAGAUGCAUUCUGGGAGCAGCACUCAGAUGCAUUCAGGUGGUCCCACUCAGAUGCAGCAGACUGGUUCCAUUCAGAUGCAUUCAGGCAGUCCCAUUCAGAUGCAGCCUGGUGGUCCCACUCAGAUGCAGCAUGGCGGUCCCACUCAGAUGCAGCCUGGUGGUCCCACUCAGAUGCAGCCUGGUGGUCCCACUCAGAUGCAGCCUGGUGGUCCCACUCAGAUGCAGCCUGGUGGUCCCACUCAGAUGCAGCCUGGCGUUCCCACUCAGAUGCAGCCUGGCGGUCCCACUCAGAUGCAGCCUGGCGGUCCCACUCAGAUGCAGCCUGGUGGUCCCACUCAGAUGCAGCCUGGCGGCCCUACUCAGAUGCAGCCUGGUGGCCCCACUCAGAUGCAGCCUGGCGGUUCCACUCAGAUGCAGCCUGGCGGUCCCACGCAGAUGCAGUCUGGCGGCCCCACUCAGAUGCGUACAUCUGGUCCUGCUCAGAUGCAGCAGAGUGGUCCCACUCAGGUGCAUACUGCUGGUCCCACUCAGAUGCAUACUGCUGGUCCCACUCAGAUGCAUACUGCUGGUCCCACUCAGAUGCAUACUGCUAGUCCCACUCAGAUGCAUACUGCUAGUCCCACUCAGAUGCAUACUGCUGGUCCCACUCAGAUGCAGCAGAGUGGUCCAAACCAAAUGCAUUUGACUGGUCCUGUUCAAAUGCAGCAGAGUGGUCCUACUCAGAUGCAGUCUGGGGGUCCCACUCAGAUACAUUCGGCUGGUCCUCAAAUGCAACAGAGUUGUCCCACUCAAAUGCAUUCAGCUGGUUCUGCACAGAUGCAACAGAGUGGUCCGACUCAGAUGCAGUCUGGUGUUCCCAGCCAAAUGCCUCACAGUGGACCGGUCCAUAUGUCGCAUGUUGGCUCUGUCCAGCUGCCACAUGGUGGGUCUGGCCAAAUGUCUCACAUCCCUGGUCAAAUGCAACAGACUGGACAGUUGACACCACGAACACCUGGCCAGAUAGCUUCCAGACCAUCUGGUACCCCAGGACCUGGCCAGAUAACUUCCAGACCAACUGGUCCCCCAGGACCUGGCAAACAGAUGCCUAUUGGUCCUGGAGGGCAGAUACCCACCCGUGCCCUGGGUCCCAGACCGACGGGGGCACCUGGGCAAACACCUGCCGUGCCACCCAGUCAGAGGGGCAGCACUGGCGGGCAGAUGGGACCCAGGAUGCAGACUCAAGCUGUCAUGGGUUCUGGCAUAACGGCGAGUCCGAUGAGUGCUGCCCCUGGCAUGACCCCACAGACACCCCGCACUAUGCAACCUCAGGUCAACCUUACCUAUGAGAUUCAGCAAAGUCAGCAACAACUGCAACAACUCUACAAGAUGUCACAGAACGUCCAAACACAACAGAAGAUUCAAGAGAUGCAACAGAGGAUAAGCCACCUGCAACAACAGCAGCAGCAACAGCAGCAGCAGCAGAAGACAACAACAGAGGUACAGCAGACACAGACACAGUACAUGCAUCAGGCACGUCAAGGAAUGAUCAAUACUUCAUCUCAGCCGCCGCCUCCACGGUCAGAGGACGCCGUCACCAACAAGAGCAACAAGAGCAAGAAGCCGCCCACCAAGAGCAAGCCGCCCAAGCCACCCAAGCCGCCGAAGGAACCUAAGUCUAAGAAAGAACCCAAGUCCAAGAAAGAAGUGAAGAUCAAGGAGCCUAAAGAACUGAAACCUAGACGUUCCAGGUACCUGAUUACCUUUUCCAGAUAUCUGAUUACCUUUUCCAGAUAUCUGAUUACCUUUUCCAGGUACCUGAUUACCUUUUCUAGGCCUGCUCUGUUCAAGGCUUGUCUGAUCAAGCAGGCUGUUACUGGCCAGCACGGUGCCCUGUUUUUUUCAAUGGAUUUAUUUUAUAUUUUCCUGCAUAUUUUUGUGAUCUCUGAUGUUGUUCCAGUUGUGAUCUCUGAUGUUGUUCCAGUUGUGAUCUCUGAUGUUGUUCCAGUUGUGAUCUCUGAUGUUGUUCCAGUUGUGAUCUCUGAUGUUGUUCCAUUUGUGAUCUCUGAUAUUGUUCCAGUUGUGAUCUCUGAUAUUGUUCCAGUUGUGAUCUCUGAUGUUGUUCCAGUUGUGAUCUCUGAUGUUGUUCCAGUUGUGAUCUCUGAUAUUGUUCCAGUUGUGAUCUCUGAUAUUGUUCCAGUUGUGAUCUCUGAUAUUGUUCCAGUUGUGAUCUCUGAUGUUCCAGUUGUGAUCUCUGAUGUCGUUCCAGUUGUGAUCUCUGAUGUCAUUCCAGUUGUGAUCUCUGAUGUUGUGAUCUCUGAUGUUGUUCCAGUUGUGAUCUCUGAUGUUGUUCCAGUUGUGAUCUCUGAUAUUGUUCCAGUUGUGAUCUCUGAUAUUGUUCCAGUUGUGAUCUCUGAUAUUGUUCCAGUUGUGAUCUCUGAUGUUCCAGUUGUGAUCUCUGAUGUCGUUCCAGUUGUGAUCUCUGAUGUCGUUCCAGUUGUGAUCUCUGAUGUCGUUCCAGUUGUGAUCUCUGAUGUUGUUCCAGUUGUGAUCUCUGAUGGCAUGAAUGAGGCUGUCAUCACUGAACAGUUGCGAACGUGUGUUCCGACAGCUUGGCACAUUGGAUCACAAGCUGUCGAACUAGUGGCCGAACGUCGUCUGAACUUCUGUCAACAGCAGUCAGUGCUUAAUGGUGUUCAUCUCUGCAGGUUGUCGCUAAACUUCAAGCGUAAAAGGAAGCGUCGUGGGUCCGAGUCGGACUUCUCCGACCUCGAGGGAAGUGGCAUUGUGUGCGGUGGUGGUGUUCACAAGGAAGAAGAUGAAGUUAACAAGAGAAGAUCAGGACGAAACACGCUACGCAAGAAGUAUGUUGAUGAACUUGACUUAAACCUUUCUGAUGAUGACAACUUUGUCAUCAAGAACAAUGGCAAGAAUAACAGUGGCGGCGGCGACCCCCAGAGUGCUGCCGACCUCGCUGCCGCUUACACCGGCAACACCGCCACAACAACCACAACAACCAUCUCCGAUGAAGUAGAAGGCAACCUGGUGAAACCUAACUUUGUUUAUGUGGAUGCUAACAGUGAAGACACUAUGGUGGUACAGAGCAUCCUGGGUAUGAGGACCGGUCAGAGAGAGGUAGAGACGGACACAGACGAUGAUCUCCAGCAGACAGAACAAGCCGGUAAAGAAGAUAAGAAGAAGAAUAAAGGAGGGAUGAAGAAGAUAGACGUCGAAGAAUUCUUUGUAAAGUAUCGGUCGUUCUCAUACCUGCACUGUGAGUGGAGGACUGAAGAUGAACUCUUUAAGGGAGACAAGAGAAUCAACGGCAAGAUCAAGCGUUACAAAGUUAAGAGAGCGACCAGCCAUAACCUCAUGGACUUCUUGGAGGAAGAAUUAUUUAACCCGGACUAUACCGAGGUGGACCGCAUUCUAGACAUGACGGAAACCACCGACCCCACCAGUGGAAAGUUGAUCAAACACUACUUGGUCAAGUGGAAGGCACUCUCCUAUGAGGACUCUACCUGGGAGAUGGAGGAUGAUGUUGAUACUCUCAAGAUUGAGGCGUACCUGGCAUACAAAGACCCACCACACAAGUCAGAGUGGAAGCCCAAGAAGCGCCCUAAACCCAGUGAGUGGAAAAAGCUGGAGGUGACACCCGAGUACAAGAACAACAAUACUCUGAGAGAGUACCAAUUGGAGGGCCUCAACUGGCUCAGCUUCUCUUAUUAUAACUCGCGCAACUGUAUCCUGGCGGACGAGAUGGGACUCGGGAAGACUAUCCAGUCACUGACUUUUGUGGAUGCUUGUUAUAAAUAUGGCAUCCGUGGACCCUACCUGAUCAUCGCACCACUCUCCACCAUCCCUAACUGGCAGCGAGAAUUUGAGAGCUGGACAGACCUUAAUAUUAUAGUUUACCAUGGAUCGCAAGGGAGUCGCAACAUGAUCUUGGAGUAUGAGAUGUACUACAAGGAUGACAAGGGUAACCGCAUUCCUAAUGUGUACAAGUUCAACGUACUCAUCACUACCUUCGAGGUGAUCAUCUCUGACUGCCUGGAACUCAAGGAGAUCCACUGGAGAUGUUGCAUCAUUGAUGAGGCUCACAGGCUCAAGAACAGGAACUGCAAGUUGCUGGAAGGUUUGAGAUUGAUGUUCCUGGAGCACAGAGUGUUGCUUUCCGGCACUCCCCUGCAAAACAACGUCACCGAGCUCUUCUCUUUGCUCAACUUCCUGGAACCAACACAGUUCUCCUCGCAGGAAUCCUUCCUGCAAGAGUUUGGCAACUUGCAGACAGAAGAUCAAGUGAACAAGUUGCAGGCGUUGCUCAAGCCAAUGAUGCUUCGCAGGAUGAAGGAGGACGUGGAGAAGUCUCUGGCACCCAAGGAGGAGACCAUUAUUGAGGUUGAGUUGACAAACAUUCAGAAGAAAUACUACCGAGCGAUCCUGGAGCGUAACUUUGACUUCCUGGUGAAGGGAGCAACGUAUGCCAAUGUUCCGAGCUUAAUGAACACCAUGAUGGAACUACGCAAGUGUUGUCUCCAUCCCUAUCUUCUUAAUGGAGCGGAGGAUGCCAUCCAGCAGGACUACCGUGACUCCAGUCCAGCCAACACCUCUGACCCAGACACUUACUACAAUGCUCUGAUCCAGUCUUCCGGCAAGAUGGUCCUGGUGGACAAACUCUUACCUAAACUGAAGGACAAUGGUCACAGAGUUCUCAUUUUCUCUCAGAUGGUCAAACUUCUUGAUAUCCUUGAAGAUUAUCUCAUAUUUAGGAAGUACCCCUACGAACGAUUAGACGGCCGCAUCCGCGGCAACAUGCGCCAGGCGGCUAUUGACCGCUUCUGCAAGCCCGACUCUGACCGCUUCGUCUUCCUGCUGUGUACCAAGGCCGGUGGUUUGGGCAUCAACCUGACAGCAGCCGACACAGUCAUAAUCUAUGACAGUGACUGGAACCCCCAGAAUGACUUGCAGGCACAGGCGCGCUGCCACCGCAUUGGCCAGUCGAAGAGCGUCAAAAUUUACCGACUGGUGUGCAGGAACACCUAUGAGAGGGAGAUGUUCGACAAGGCGUCGAGGAAGCUGGGCCUGGAUAAAGCAGUGUUACAGUCUAUGAACAGCGAAGGCGGCAAGAAUGGUGCUGCCGGCGGCAACUCUCUGGGACUCUCUAAAGCUGACAUAGAGGAACUCUUAAAGAAAGGUGCGUAUGGUGCAUUGAUGGAUGAGGAUGGUGAUGGUGGGGACUUCUGCGAGGAGGAUAUCAACCAGAUAUUGUCUCGGCGAACGACUGUCAUUCAGCAUGAAAGUGAGAAGGGUUCCUCCUUCUCCAAAGCUUCUUUCUCUGCCUCCAACAACCGUUCAGAUAUUGAGAUUGAUGACCCUGACUUCUGGAAGAAGUGGGCCAAGCGAGCGGAAAUUGACACAGAAGUGGGAGACAGACUUCGCAAGAAGACGUUGAUCGUUGAAGAGCCGAGGAGGAGAUCUCAGAUCCGCAGGUACGGCCACGAUGAGUCUGUCUUGGACUGCAGUGACCUGGAGUCCUCGGCCAGUGACUCUGGCCAAGAGAGGGAUUUAGAGCCGGAAAUGGUCAUAGAAGCGAAUAGUAGAUCUCGGGGCCGGGGUCGAGGCCGGGGCCGCAACAGAGGACGAGGAGGUAGAGGUGCACGUAACACGAGGGCGUCCCGCUGGGUAGUAGAGGAGGAGCAACUGGACCCGGAUGUCGUCAGGUAUGGCCAGUGGCUACGCUCAGAAUGCUUCAAAGUGGAGAAGGGCUUGUUGAUCUAUGGCUGGGGACGAUGGAAGGAGAUCCUUGCCCACGGUGACUUCCGUCCAGCCUGGAAAGAAGUGGAUGUCCAGGAUUGUGCUCGCAUGAUCCUUCUCUUCUGCAUUCGCUAUUACCGUGGUGAUGACAAAAUUAAGGGCUUCAUAUUCGAUCUCAUUUCUCCCACGUCGGACGGCAAGACUCGCAUCCACCACAACCACAUCGGCCUCUCCGCUCCAGUGCCACGAGGCAGGAAGGGCAAGAAGAAGAUAAGAGAAGCCAAGCUGGUCGCUUCUCACAUGGAAGGUGCAGACUGGGCUAAGGAGGAGAAGUAUGACACAGAGGUUUACCUAGAUCAGGGAUACUCGCGACACCUGACACGACACUCCAACAAGGUCCUCCUCAGAGUACGUCUUCUCUUCUACAUCAAGCAGGAGAUCAUUGGUGAUCAUUAUCUGCAGAUUGACGAAGGCUGCAAAGCAUCGGACCUGAACAUCAAUCCACCAACGACAGAGUUACCGCCCAAGCCCUGGUGGGACCUGGGCGACCGUUCCUUGCUGGUGGGCGUUUACAAGCAUGGCUACGAGCGCUACAAUGUCAUGAGGAACGACCCAGCACUCUGCUUCCUGAGCCGCUGUGGACCCCCUGACAAGGCCGCACUUAUGGCCGAGAUGAACACAACCAUUAAUGAAGAUGACAUGGACAAAGAAGAUAAGGAAGAUGAGAAAGAUGAUGAGGAUUCUAACCCGACGCCGCUGCCGUCUAGCCCGGCCGUCUCCACCUCCACCUCCAAGUCUGAUGACGACAAGUUCGACGAGAAGGAAGACAAGGCAAUGUCGGACAAGAAGUUGGUCCACUUCCCAUCCACGUCCGACAUUAACGGUCGACUCAGACGACUGGUGACAUCUUACCAGCGCAACAACAGGAAGAAUGACUUGCGUCACGACGCCAAAGUUAGGGUGAGUAGCAUGUGCCUACGGCAGUGGGCCUACGGGCAGACUCACUUCACUAGGUUUGUAAGACAAGGUGAGGAUCUUACAGUUUCCCAAGGUGGUAGAGGGGGAGGCUUGCCGGAUAUAAUAAUCCGAGAACGAGAGUUACGCAAGACAGACUACAACCAGCGGCGGUGGUCCAACCGUGAGCAAGCCGAGUUCUACCGCACCAUCUCUACCUUUGGUGUAGAGUAUAUUAGGAAGGAGAAGAGAUACGACUGGUCAAAGUUCCGUACGUUGUCACGGCUGGAGAAGAAAUACGACGAGACCUUGACGGAAUAUUUCCGAGCGUUCAUGGCCAUGUGUAAGAGACAGUGUGGCAUCCGUCUCUCUGAAGAAGAGAACGACAAGAUGGUAGAGAUCGGGGUUGACAGGUUGCCGGAGGAGCGUGCCCGUCGUGUCCUGGAGCGCGUUGACCUCCUCAACCGUCUCCGCAACGACAUCAUACCUAACACCAACCUGAAGAGUGCUCUGGACCUGAGCCUGCCUUCCAAGGACAUGCCUGAUUGGUGGAUACCUGGCAAACACGACCACGACUUGUUGAAGGGUGUUGGCAGACAUGGUCUGGGCCGCACUGAUUACUAUAUCCUUUAUGACCCGGAUCUCAACUUCCGUGAGAUCAUCCGCCGCCACACCGCUGGUGAGCCGCUCAUCACCGAGGAGGAGAAACUGGCGCUAAAGAAGAAAUACUAUGAAAAGGAUAAGGAAGAGGAGAAAGUGGAAGAAGUAAUAGAAGAAAAGGUCAAAGAAAAGGUAAAAGAAGAAAAGGUAGAAGAGAAAGAGAGUAAAGAGGAGGAGAAGGCAGAAGAGGAAGAAGUGGAUGGGGUGACGGAAGAAGAAGUGGAGUCUGAAGAGUGUCUUGCCAUCAUUCCAGAUGAAGAGAAGAAAGCAGAAGAGAAGAUGGAAACAGAAGAAGAGGCACAGAAGAACAAAGAAGAGGAAGAAAGUAAAAUAGAACAACAUAAAGAACCCAAACUAGAAGAGGAAGAAAAGAUAAAAGAGGAGGGUGGUAUCAAGAUAGAUGAAGAUGAAGAAGAGGGAAGAGCAAAGAUGGAACAAGAGGAGGAGGGAAGAGUGAAGGUAGAACAAGAGGAGGAGGGAAGAGUGAAAAUAGAACAAGAAGAAGAAGGAAGAGCAAAGACAGAACAAGAAGAGGAAGGAAGAGUGAAGAUAGAAGAAGAAGAAGAGGGAAGAGUGAAGAUAAAGGAAGAGGAAGGAGGCAAGAUAAAAGAGGAGGAGGUGAAGAUAGGCGAGGGCUACAGCAUCGAGGACUACCUGGACACACUUGACCUGGUCAACGAUGAUGUAAAGGACGAUGUUCAAGAAGAGAUGAAGAUUGAAGAUGAGAUGCACGGAAAGGCUAGUGAAGGAAGUGAACAAGUGAAUAAUGAUGGAAACCCAGAGGAAGAAGAGGAAGAUAAUGGGGGAGACAUGGAGGAUGAAGAGGAUGAGGAAGAGGAUGAAGAAGAGGAAGAUGACGAAGAUGAAAAGGAGAAUAUUGAGGAGAAAGAGGAAGUGGGUGAAGAGAAACACAUUAAACAGGAGGUGAAAGAAGAAAGUAAAGAGAUGGAAGUUGAUGAUAAAGAAGCAGUUGAAGCACAAGUUGAUAAAGAUGACACCAGUAAAGAUGAUAAAUGUGAAGGGCAAGACAGCAGUAAAGAUGCCAAAGAUAAUAAAGAAAAUACAUGGAUAAAGAAGUGCAAAGAGGAAGUAAAAGAUGAGAGUAAAGAAAUUAAGGAAGAGAAUAAGAGUAAGAAGAAGAUUGAUGGAGUAGGUGAUAAGAAAGAUAAAGGUGGAUCAGCACUUCUUAGUUUACAACAGAUGGAUGAAGCCAUGGCUAAAUGCGGUACAAGUCUGACCUACGACACUCUGGUCUCCAAUGAACCCACCGUGGCCCAGCUGCUGGCACAGUCGGCUGCUAAUCCCAUCAAGUGGCCCAAGGAUCGGAUGCUGCAGACCAGGAUCGAACAUCUGAUGUAUGCAGUGGAACACAAGAAGUGGCCAGUUGGCAUCGACUUCCAGAGUAGUGAACACGAGAGUAAGAGUUGCCUGCCCCAGAGCACCAGCAGUGCUUCCUCUCAUACCUCAAACUCUUCCGACACCUUAGACUCUGAGCGCAGAAAACGGCGCCAGAUUGAAGCGGCAGAGGUGGAGAGGCAGCGCUUACAGGCCUUGUUGCACCCUAAUCUUCAGCACACACUAGGGUUAAAUAAGAGUUCUUCCAGUGCUGCCGCUACUGCCGCUGCUCUGGGUCUCCCGGCAACCUUCACCAGUGCCAGUCUCCGAGCACUCAUGGAACAGACGGACGACAGGAGUAAGAAGGCCCAACAGCAGCUGGCAGCGGAUUCGCAUGCAUUGCGGCAGCUGCAGGCCUUGCAGGGAACACUAGACUUAACUAUCAAACCUGUCAACCCCAGUCACAAUGCCAUGGAUAUGGCUGCUAGUCUCUUGUCUCGACGAGGUCCGGGUCGACCCCGGCUGGACGACCCCAUGCGACCGCUGGAGAAAAGACGUCUCAGUGAAUCCCCCUUAGACUCCAGAACUCAGGAAAAGAAACGCAGAAAACUCGACGAGAUAGUUUUAGGGCUGACGUCUAAGGGUAAGAGUCCGGAGAACUCUUCUCAUAAGGACACUAGUCCUCUUUCUCUUCUUCGAGGAUCAUCUGUAACCUUAUUAACCUCUCGUGACAAAAGUCAGGUGACUAACACCUUGACCACUCCAAAACUGUCGUCUAGUAUUAGUAUUACACCAACGGUAUCUAAGAGGCCCGUCGACACGCGAGUGGAAGACAGCGGUGGAACUUCCAUAAAGAUGAGCAACUCGGGUGAGAGAGAAGCCAAGCCAGGAUUAGUGAAGCAAUCUGACCUGCCCCCAGGUGUGACGCUACCACCGGGAAUAGAGCUCUACCGCCCAACUGAUGCUAAGGUGGAUAAGUGGCUGGAGCAACACCAGGGACUCCUGGCAGACUCGUCCAGAUCAUCCAAGGAAGUAAAGAGGCGCAAGAUUGACUUCACUGCCAUGGACUGGAGUCAGUUUUCUGGUGACGAACACAUCAGUGUCGUCAACACUUCCACUGGCCAGAGGAUGAGUGGUCAGGAAGCUCCCAAGUUGAAGUACCUAGCGCAGUGGUUAAUGGAACACCCUAACUAUGAUGUGGAUCCUCAGUGGGCAGACGUUGUGAAGGAGCGCGCUACUGCCUCAGGGUUCCUCGCUGACCUUAAGAAACUCGCCAGUGCCGAAAAGAAGCACAGUUCCAGUCGCACCUCUCUCCUUUCCUCGGUGUCUAACUAUCUGCAGGGCAGCACGUCCUCUGGCAGCAGCAGCACUACAUCGCCGCAGUCCUUGAUCUCCGGCUCCAACACCACCACCACUACAUCUACCUCGGCUGCUGCAGGAAGUGCUUGUGCCUACCCUCUCUCAUACCAUUCCUCAAAAAGUUUACCAUUUGAUGCCAAAAGCUUUCUUCAGGGGCUGGACCCUAAAAACUCUCUCAACACUGCCGCUUUUGCUGGAUUGGAUCCGAAACUCUUGGGAUUCGAUCCUAAACUGCUAGGAAGCCUCGAUCCAAAAGCUCUUGGUCUAGACCCUAAGCUGCUGCCUCCACUAGACUCUAAGUUACUAGCAGCUAUGGGUCUAGAUCUUAAACUUUUGGGAUUGGACACCAAGCAUCACGAGGCCGCCAAACACCAUGAAAAAGAGACCAAACCCUCGUCGUCUCGAAGCUCAGACUCAAAAUCCUCUUUACUUAAUAUUGAUCCAAAGUUAUUAGGCUUUGAUCCCAAGUUGUUAGGCUUAGAUCAGAAAACUCUAGCGUCCCUUGAUCCAAAAUUACUUGCAAGUCUAAGUGGAUUAGAUGCUAAGGCAAUGGCAGGUCUGGAUACUAAGGUGCUCUCAGGACUUGAUUCAAAACUAUUGGCCAGCCUUGAUGCAAAAACUCUAGCCGGACUAGAUUCUAAAUCCAUAGGAGGUAUAGAUUCAAAAUUGUUAGCUGGCAUCGAUCCUAAAUUGUUAGCUGGCCUUGAUCCUAAGCUUUUAGGUGGGCUUGACCUUAAAUCACUAGGAGGGUUAGAUGCAAAGUUAUUAUCCAGCUUAGACACCAAGUUGUUAGGAGGAUUGGAUCCUAAGUUACUAGGUGCUAUAGACCCUAAACUGUUAGGUGGAUUAGAUCCCAAAUUGUUAGGUUUAGAUCCCAAGUUAUUAGGCGGAAUUGAUCCAAAGCUGUUAACGGGAUUGGACCCGAAAUUGUUAGCAGGGUUGGAUCCCAAGAUGAUGUGUCUGGAUCCCAAGAUGCUUGGUUUGGAUCCCAAAAUGUUUGGCGGUAUUGAUCCCAAACUGUUGGCGAGCUUGGAUCCGAAGCUCCUAGGAGGAUUGGAUCCCAAGGCUCUUGGUGGUCUGGACUCUAAGUUGUUGGCCAGUAUGGGUUUGGAUCCUAGCAUGAUGAUGAUGGCUGGCUUUGGUGGCUUGCCAGGUAUGGCUGGACUAGCGAUGGCAAAUCCUCUGUUGGGUGGCUUGGCUGGGUAUGGGUUACCUGGCUUGGCAAACCUCAGUGACUUCCCUUCCACUUCCAAGAGCAAGGAUCAUAGAAAUGCAGCCGCCACUUCGGCAGCUAAUUUGUCGUUCCCGGGGAUGUUUGGCGGCGCCAGCACUGCCGGGCUGAUGUACCCACCUUUAGGACUGGGUGGUUUAGGUUCCUUCCAGUUACCCUCCAUGUCGUCGGCUGUAUCAAGUGCCAUCCUUAACGGCCUUCCUGCUAGCAUAAUGUCCAUGGCUGGCACCUCGCGGCAUGUCAACCAAGCGGCAACCACCACCAUCAGCAGUGGCAGCAGCAAGUGGAAACAAGAUCAACGAAGAUCUCGGGAGUUCAGGGAAGACAGUCGUAGCAGGAUGGAGAGAUUGGAUCCCUCGGAGGAUAUUGAGCGAGGACUGAGCGUACGCAAGGAAAAGUUAAAGGAACAGUCUGGACUCUCAAAGGAAGAGCGGUAUCUGUUAAAACAAAUGAAAGCAGAGCGGUUAGCCCGGGAGAUAGAAGCUCGGGGAAGUCAUGACCCGUAUGCCGCUCACUUAGAUUUGUCGUUACAUUGGAACCAAGAGAGUCAUCACAGUGAGAGGACACAAGAUGCCCCAGAGAACUUGAGUCGUGAGUCUGAACCUGCCAAAAAUGUACAAGGAGCGGACGCUCAAAAUUUGAGCACACGGGAAGUUGAAAAUGGUGAAAAUAGUAACACGAACUCUGACGUGGAGGAGGAGGAGGAGGAGGAGGAGAAGUCUUAGUGCAGUGGUCUUGUCUGGGAUAACUAUAUUUAUAACUUAAAACAACCGUGAAAGUAUCAUUCGUAUACUUUUAGUAUAUGUAAAACUCAAGACUAUAUUUUAGUUGAAAGGAAUGAGUGAGAUUGCAUGUAUGCAGUGUAUAGGAGAAGUAUGAAUGUCACGUACUACAAGUCCCUGAACCGUCUACCCAUGCUACCCACUCUUCAUAUAUCCCACACAUGAAAUAUUCACUUUGACAUUAACUGUGAUACUGACCUCAUUAUUUAUUCCAUAUUUUGUGCGAAAAUAUUAUAUCAGCUGUCUGACGGGAACACACUUACCAUGUACUCUUUAAAGAAGUGUAAAAGUGUAUUAUCUCUUAAGUGUAUGCCAGAUGACACAAGCUAUGUUUUUGCUAAUAUAAAAACUUAUUGCCUGGAAUUGUGAAAUGCAAGAGUUGGUUAUAUAUAGGAGGCCUUCCAGUUAUAUCCAGGAGGCCCUCCAGUUAUAUCCAGGAGGCCUUCCAGUUAUAUCCAGGAGGCCCUCCAGUUAUAUCCAGGAGACCCUCCAGUUAUAUCCAGGAGGCCCUCCAGUUAUAUCCAGGAGGCCCUCCAGUUAUAUCCAGGAGGCCUUCCAGUUAUAUCCAGGAGGCAUUCCAGUUAUAUCCAGGAGGCAUUCCAGUUAUAUCCUGGAGGCCUUCCAGUUAUAUCUAGGAGGCCCUCCAGUUAUAUCUAGGAGGCCCUCCAGUUAUAUCUAGGAGGCCUUCCAGUUAUAUCUAGGAGGCCUUCCAAUUAUAUCUAGGAGGCCCUCCAGUUAUAUCUAGGAGGCCCCCAGUUAUAUCUAGGAGACCCCCAGUUAUAUCUAGGAGGCCCCUAGUUAUAUCCAGGAGGCCCUCCAGUUAUAUCCAGGAGGCCCUCAAGUUACAAGAAGCACUUGCAAGCUGAUCAUUUAAUAAGCAGUAAGUGUGUGAGGUGACAAGUUGCUGUGCCAACACUUGUAGUCAUUCCUUGUACUCUUGUUGUCUAUGCAAACAACUUGUUUGUAAGUUGUAACACUAGGAAUGUUGUUUGUAAGUUGAAACAUCAGGAAUAUUAGUUGGAAAACUAAGAAUGUUGUUUGUAAGUUGAAACAUCAGGAAUAUUAGUUGGAAAACUAAGAAUGUUGCUUGUUUGUAAGUUGAAACAUAACUUGGAAGACUAAGAAUAUCACUUGUUUGUAAGUUAAAACAUAAUGGCACUAGUUUGUAACUUGGGGACUGACCCCCCCCUACUCCUUCCUGUAUACCUCUGGAUGCGAGUGUUUCCUCGGUGGUGUGAGGCUGCCGCCGCCGUUGUGGUGGUCUGUGUAUCUGGUGAGGCUUGUGUAACCAUCCUAGAACUGCUUUCUAUUGUAUUCUUACAAGUUGACACAUACACACAUUGAACCUCUCAAAAGUGCUUUAGCAGUCAAGUACAAGAGUGUGGAGAUCUUAACUUUUUUACUUACAAAAAAGUGUGAGAUCUUUAACUGGAAUCCCAUGUCUGUGUAUAUAUUAUUAUUAAGAUGAAAUAUAAGUAUAAGAAAAGUUUUGUAAAAGUUCAUUGUAAACUAAAGUUCACUAAUAUUAAAGGGAACUUGGUGA